Messenger RNA from Numida meleagris (helmeted guineafowl), 2754 nucleotides. RefSeq names its product PHD finger protein 7-like. Gene Ontology annotation, cellular component: nucleus. The record is from RefSeq and is a predicted model, not a curated record. The transcript is spliced from 9 exons. Lineage: Eukaryota; Metazoa; Chordata; Aves; Galliformes; Numididae. The coding region runs from base 868 to 2544 and encodes 558 amino acids.
UGUGUCAGGAGGGUACAUGUGUCACACAGUUCCCGCAGCAGCGCAAAAAUGCCUGGUUCCACUGGGGCAGUGAUCAGGGAGAAGCCCACCCCUCACCUUGUAGGCACAGCAGCGCUCAGCAGCACCAGGCCCCACUCCCCCUAAUUGUUUCUGCUUCAGGGACAGGCCCUGAGCACUGGCGUCCUCCGCUUCCAGUGCCCCCGCAGCAGAAACAAGGAGCAUUUUUGUUCAGACACACUCACCAUGGGGAUGUCAACCCCACUUGGGGUGGUGUCCUUCUGCUGCCUCUUGAGAUGUGAGGGCGCAAGAGCUGUGCUCGCUCAGGGACUGCUCUGGCAGGCCUGGCCCUUUGCUGUCCAUGAGCGUUGGGCCGGGGUGGAAGAGCAAGGCUGCCCUAGGGUGGGUCCAGGGCUGCAGCCCUACCCGAGGGACAGCUCCACUCCACAGAUGGAGGGAAGCAAUCCUUUCUUCUGCAGCAUUGGCCACCACCAGGCCCCUCAGUCUGUGCAGAGCCGACGCCUUCCUGCUUGGGUGCUGAGGGCCCUCACCUUCACCUCCUGGGCGGCUGCGGCUCUGUCACAGUGGGUGGCAGGGAGCGGCCACUGUGACCUACGGGGCUGCGAGCAGAACAAAGGCUGCCAAGUUCAGUCCCUGCAUCAGUGCGACCUGGUGAGGUGCGGAGAGGGCAGGGAGGAAGGGACUGCUUGAGGCUGACAGCAGGAGGAGGGCUUCCACCCCUCACGGCCCUGAGCUGUAAACUCACCCUUGUCCUGCUUCUCCCUCAGAGUUGUCAGAGGAGCGUGCAGAGGAGAAAGCCCAGCACUGCCGGAGCAGGAACUCUGCAAGUGCUCGCUGUCGACGUGCACCAUGUGCUCAAGGAGGCAGGAGGCUCCCGACUUGAGGGAGCCAGCAUGCAUGCUGUGUGGCCAGACAGAUGCUGACCCAGACAUCUGUGGGCCCAAGCAUGUGGACUUUGGGAUGUGUGCUCAUGCAUUUUGUAUGGCAUUCUCCACCAGCCUUUUUCAGCAAGCAAGGAUAGUGAACGGAACUGCAGAGGUGUGCCCUGAAGAUGUCAGUCGCGUAAUCCAGGAGGCAGAGCAGAAGCACUGCUUCAUUUGUGGCGAAACGGGGGCCCCCAUCACCUGUGCAGAGACGGGCUGUGAACACAGUUUCCAUCUGCCCUGCGCCCAGGAGGGUGAAUGUGUCACCCAGUACUUUGGAGAGUACAGUUCAUUCUGCCAGAAGCACAGCCCGAAGCAGGCGGUGGAAGCAGCUCCAGCGCAGAAUACCAGCUGCAUCAUCUGCAUGGAGCCUGUGGGGGACAAGAAGUCCUACCGCACCCUGGUGUGCCCAGCCUGCAAACACGCCUGGUUCCACCGGGCUUGCAUCCAGGGACAGGCCAUCCGUGCAGGCGUUGACUGCUUUCAGUGCCCCCUCUGCAGAGAUGUGGAUGUCUUUCUAUCUGACAUGCUCAUCAUGGGGGUCCGAAUCCCACUCAGCGGACCAAUGUGGGAGGAUGGCAAUGCAUACGCUUCGCUGGGAGAGAGGCACAGGCGCUGCGAUGCCAGUGAGUGCCUUUACCCACAAGGCAGGGAGCAGGCAGAGGAAGAGGGGCCCUGGGAGAUGCUCCUUUGCAGCUCCUGCGCAGCGGAAGGCACUCACCGGUGCUGCUCCUACUUGAGCAACAACACAGACACUUGGGAGUGCAAAGCCUGUGCUGGCGUGGGCACUGCCUCCAGUGUCAACUCAGAGCUUGCCAGCCCCAGCACUGCCAGUCAAUGUAGACUGGUGCCAUCCCACAGCUCCACAGCACCUGAGAGCAGCAGCAGCUCCAGCACCACCAGCCACACAGCAUUGGAGCCUGUCCACAGUUCCCACGUGCCUGAGAGCGGCAGCCAGUCCAACGAGCCUGGGACAGGUCAAUGGGAUGAAGAUACCUAUAAUCAUCUCCAAGGUUGCCGUGGGAGCAGCCAUGCUGCAGCUCCAUGGGGGGCUGCUGAGAGAUGCACCCCAACAUCUGCCAGACAUGGGGCAACAGGGUCCUCAAGGGCUUCCCAGGCAGUUGGCAGCCGCAGGUUCAGACAGGGAGAGCGGGCUCAGACAAGAAGCCGCUCCCCAAUACAGUCUCAGGCCUCAGAUUCCCAGAGCCAUCCUCAAAGGCGCUGUGGGAGGAGCCACGCACCAGCUCCAAGAGCUGAGAGUGGCUCCCAAUGCUGCACCAGACGGGGAGCACUGGGGUCUUCAAGGGGAGCACUGGGGUCUUCAAGGGAUUCCUCAGCGGCUCAUGGUAGAAGCCAGCUCAGGCGGCGAGUGCAGGCCCAGACACGAAGCCGCUCCCCUGUGGAACGUCGGCCUGCAGAAUUACAGAGCCAGCCCCAAAGACGCCACAGAAGCCAGUCCAGGCGACGAGGGCCAGCCCAGGUGCAAAGCCGCUCCUGGGUACGUCGGGCUGAAAAUCCCCACAGCCAGCUCCAGGGACGUCGCAGGAGUACCUGUAUGCGAGCCCCUCGUGCUGGCUCUGGUCCUCAGAGGCCAGCACAAUAAAACUUGGAGAUCCCAUAGACAUUUGUCAGUUUCAUCCUUCUCUGCCUUUCCCAAGGUGGGCUGCGUUAAGGGCUGGAACCACAGAAUUGUCUUCUCCCUAGCACCUAUCCCCCCAUACCUUCCUUCCUGUGGCUGGGUCUAGGCAGAGCUGGGUUCUGGCCCCGACUCCAUUGGGGCUCAACAUCUCCAAUCCACACAGGCCAAGGCUGU